This is a messenger RNA of Polistes canadensis, 954 nucleotides long. Its product is annotated as Y' element ATP-dependent helicase YJL225C-like. The transcript has 7 exons. The annotation marks the transcript as partial. The record is from RefSeq and is a predicted model, not a curated record. Lineage: Eukaryota; Metazoa; Arthropoda; Insecta; Hymenoptera; Vespidae.
AUGGGUCGCCUCUUACGACAAGCAGGGAAUACUGUGGGAGAACUCUAUUACCCCCUGCCAACUGGGAGGGCACCUGCUAAGGCUACUGCAACUGCAACUGUAGCUGCAACUGCACCUGCACAGGCUACUGCUACUGCAAGUUUAACUGCAUUUAAAUAUGCAGAUGCUGAUGCAACUGGAAAUGCACUUGCACAGGCUACUGCAACUGCAAUUGCAUUUUUUUCAACUGUACGUGCAAAUGCGACUGCAACUGCUACAGCAAAGGAAACUAACACAGCAACAGCACAUGCAACUGCAAAUGCAACUUCACAUGCUACUGAAACUGAUACUGCAUUCUUUUUAAAUGAAACUGCAACUGCAACUGCUAAUUCAAUGGACUCUGCAACUGCACACGCAACUGUAAAUUUAACUUUACAUGCUUCAGAAACUGCAACUGCACACGCAACUGUAAAUUUAACUUUACAUGCUUCAGAAACUGCAACUGCAUUUUUCCAAAAAUUUAUUAAAACUGCAACUGCAACUGCACAUGGACAUAUAACUGCAACAAAAGAAACUGCAAAGGCUAUAGCAACGAAACAUGCAACUGCAAUUGUAAGUGCAUAUGCAACUGUAUAUGCUACUGCAACUGCACCUGCUACUGUAACUAUGAAUGCAACUGACACUGCAACUGCCAAUGCAACUUAUACUGCAACUGCCAAUGCAACUGACACUGCAAUUGCACAUGUAACUACACAUUUACCUGUUACAGUAACUGCACUUGCAAAGGCUUCUGCAACUGCAAUUUAUGCAAAUGCAACUGCUAAUGCAACAGCACAUGCUGAUGCAACUGCAACUGCAAAUGUUAUUGCAACUCUAAAUUUAACUGCAACUGCAACUGCACAUGCAACUGAAACUAUAACUUCACAUGCUACUGCAACUGCAAAUUCAACAGCAACUGCCACUCAUCAUGCAAUU